Molecule: messenger RNA, 16638 nt
Organism: Oncorhynchus masou masou (cherry salmon)
Lineage: Eukaryota; Metazoa; Chordata; Actinopteri; Salmoniformes; Salmonidae
Gene: herc2
Product: HECT and RLD domain containing E3 ubiquitin protein ligase 2
Exons: 90
Coding region: 145-14613 (4822 amino acids)
Biological process (GO): protein ubiquitination
Molecular function (GO): ubiquitin-protein transferase activity; zinc ion binding
Source: RefSeq, a predicted model, not a curated record
GGUUCAGCUGUCAAUCAUAUAUGGGUCCAAUAUGGACGACCUGAUAAUGCAGCAAAGCCCGUGUUAGGACUGGAGGGGGCCAGAAUAGAACAAGAAAAACUUGCAAGGUUUGGUGUGGUUGCAGCCAGGAGAGAAGACGUCAAUAUGCCUACGCCGUAUUUUACCCUGGAUGCCCAACUGAGGUUCCACGACAAAUGGCUGAAGAUAGACCUGCAGCGAGUGUUUUCUCCAGAAGGGCUGAGUGAGAUGUGGAAUGAGAUGGUGAAGGAUGAAGAGAUCACUUUCAAUGGAGAAGAAUCGUCUCACCCAGAAGACUGCACUGAUUGCUUCGGUACUCAGAAGAAGGAUGAAUCCAACGAUAAAGAGAAGAAGGAAGAGGAAGUGUCCACAUCUGUCCAUCACUCCAUCAUCGAGACAUGGGACUGGGGGCGGCAGCCAGAUGAGACGGAGCUGAAGGACUGUCUGAUGGUGCUGGUAGAUGACCAACAGAAACUAUCGGCUCAGAUGGCCAAGAGCACGCUGUCCGCCCUGCGUCUACGCCAGCGCCUGGUCAUCCUAGAGAGAUACCUCAUAUCCCUGAGCCACAGCAUGAUGGAAGAGAAGUACAAGGUCCGGUGGAAGAGCCCCCCCAGCCCCCCUCCACCCAUCGUAGACAACAAGAGCCCCCGGCCAGCCAGCAAGGGUGUGGAGGGUCUGGCCAGAGUCGGCUCCAGAGCAGCUCUCUCCUUCGCCUUUGCCUUCCUACGACGAGCCUGGAGGUCUGGUGACGACGCGGACCUGUGCAGUGAGCUGCUCCAGGAGUCCCUGGACGCUCUGCGGGCCCUCCCAGAAGCCACUCUGUUUGACGAGGGCACCGUGUCGUCUGUCUGGCUAGAGGUCGUGGAGAGAGCCACCAAGUUCCUCAGUGACGUCCAUGGAAGUGGUAGUACCAAAGGCAGCAUCCCACUACAGGACCAACACCUGGCCUUGGCCAUCCUGCUGGAGCUGGCAGUACAGAGGGGCACUCUGAGCCAGCUGCUGUCUGCUGUCCUGCUACUGCUGCGUUUGUGGGACAGUGGGACCAGGGAGAUGGACAAUGAGCGCUCCACCCAGGGGACCAGCGCCCCCCUCCUCCCCCUCCUGCAGCGCUUUCAAAACAUCCACAGCAGCAAGGAGGAACCCAGCCCCGACGAGGAGAUGGAGAUCCUGGGGGCCCCUCUGAGUCCCAAUGAGAGUUUCCUGCGCUACCUGACGCUGCCCCAGGACAAUGACUUGGCUAUCGACCUGAGACAGACGGCUGUGGUCAUCAUGGCUCACCUGGACCGCCUGGCCGCCCCCUGCUCCCCUUCGCACUGCAGCUCCCCUACCUCCCACAAGGGCACUCUGCAGGAGGUGAUUGGCUGGGGGUUGCUAGGCUGGAAGCUGUAUGCCAACGUGAACGGGCCUGUGCAGUGCAAGGCCCUGUCGGGCCUGGGGGUUUCCCAGAUAGUCUGUUCCGAGAAGGGCUUCCUCAUCCUGGCCAGCAGCGGAGCCGUCUACACACAGAACUACAAGAGCACCACACUGGCUCCCAUGCUGGUCCAUGCCCUGACCUCCAGGAAGAUAGUGAAGCUGGCAGCUCAUCCAGACGGACAGCACUACCUGGCCCUGUCGGCCAACGGAGAGGUCUUCUCCUGGGGCUGUGGAGACGGGGGCCGCCUGGGCCAUGGAGACACCACGUAUCUGGAGGAGCCAGCAGUGAUCACAGCGUUCACAGGGAAGCAGACAGGGAAGAAUGUGGUGCAGGUAGCCUGUGGGAGCACCUACAGCGCUGCUAUCACAGCUGAUGGAGAGCUGUAUACCUGGGGCAGAGGCAACUACGGACGGCUGGGACACGGGUCCAGUGAAGACCAGACUAUUCCCAUGCUGGUGACCGCUCUAAAGGGACUGAAGGUGCUGGAUGUGGCCUGUGGCAGUGGAGACGCACAGACCCUGGCUGUCACGGAGAACGGUCAGGUGUGGUCGUGGGGGGAUGGGGACUAUGGGAAGCUGGGUCGUGGAGGCAGCGACGGCUGUAAGACCCCAAAGCUGGUGGAGAAGCUUCAGGACCUGGAUAUAGUGAAGGUGUGCUGUGGGAGUCAGUUCUCUGUAGCACAGACCAAGGAUGGUCAGGUGUACACCUGGGGGAAGGGAGACAACCAGCGCCUCGGCCACGGCACCGAGGAACAUGUCCGUUACCCCAAACUGCUGGACAGUCUACAAGGGAAGAAAGUGGUGGACAUCGCGGUCGGCUCCACUCACUGUCUGGCGCUGACUGAUGAAGGAGAGGUCCACAGCUGGGGCAGCAACGACAAGCUACAGCACUUUGAUACCUUGUUCUCCAACAAGAAGCAGCCCAAGGCUCUGCCAGGCCUCAACUCCAAACACAUAGUGGGCAUCUCCUGUGGGCCAGGACAGAGCUUUGCUUGGUCGUCCUGUUCAGAGUGGUCUGUGGGGCAGCGCGUGCCCUUCGUAGUGGACGUGUGCCCUGUGACCUUUGAGCAGCUGGACCUGCUCUUGCGGCAGGUGAGCGAGGGCAUGGACGGCUCUUCUGAUUGGCCCCCACCGCAGGAGAAGGAGUGCAUGGUGGUUGCCUCCCUUAACCUGCUCAGGCUACAGCUCCAUGCAGCCAUCAGUAACCAGAUGGACCCCGAGGAGUUGGGUCUGGGUCUGGGCAGCGGGCUGCUCAACAACCUGAAGCAGACCGUGGUGACGCUCGCCUCCAACGCUGGCGUCCUCAACACCGUCCAGGCAGCUGCCCAGGCCGUGCUACAGAGUGGUUGGUCAGUGCUGCUCCCUACUGCAGAGGAGAGGGCCAGGGCUCUGUCCUCACUACUACCCAACACCGCAUCUGGUAACGAGAUGAGCGUUAGUCCUGGACGUCGCUUCAUGAUCGACCUGUUGGUCAGCAGUCUGAUGGCGGACGGAGGGCUGGAGUCUGCUCUCAAUGCUGCCAUCACAGCUGAGCUACAGGACAUAGAGGCAAAGAAGGAGGCCCAGAAAGAGAAGGAGGUCGAUGAGCAGGAGGCCAAUGCCUCCACCAUGCUGCGCUGCCGCACCACCCUGGACAAAGACCUCAUCAACACCGGCAUAUACGAGUCCGCUGGGAAACAGAGCCUUCCUCUGGUCCAGCUCGUACAGCAGCUACUGAGGAACAUCGCCUCUCAGACCAUCGUUCGACUGAAGGACGUGGCCCGGAGGAUAUCUAGCGGGGUCGACACGGAGCGCGUUAGUAAAGAACGCUCGGCCUCCCUCGACCUGUUGCUGCGCUUCCAGAGGCUGCUGGUCAGCAAACUCUACCUGGGGGUCAACGGCCCCGAAAACACCAACGGAUACAAUCCAGAGCUGCUGGGUGUGGGGUCCCUGUUGAAGAAGUACAUCGCCCUACUGUGUACUCACAUUGGAGACAUCCUCCCUGUGGCUACCAGCAUAGCCUUCACCGGACACAGACACUUCAAUGAAGUUUCUCGGGUCAUCGAGGGUGACCUCACUGGUGUUCUCCUCCCUGAGCUGGUGGUGUCCAUCGUGUUGCUGCUGACUAUGGACGCCGGCCUGAUGCAGGAGACCGGCUCCAUCCCUCUGCUGACUGGGCUGCUGGAGCACCUGGACCGCUUCAACCACCUGGCGCCUGGACACGAGAGGGACGACAACGAAGACCUGGCCUGGCCCGGCAUCAUGGGCUCGUUCUUCACAGGGCAGAGCUCGAAGAACAAUGAGGAGAUGUCUCUGAUCCGCAAGGCCGACCUGGAGAACCACAACAAAGAUGGCGGCUUCUGGACCGUCGUCGACGGGAAAGUCUACGACAUCAAAGACUUCCAGGCCCAGUCGCUCACUGGGAACAGCAUUCUGGCCCAGUUUACAGGAGAAGACCCUGUUGUUGCGUUGGAAGCAGCCCUGCAGUUUGAGAACACCAGGGUGUCUAUGCAGGCUUUCUGUGUUGGACAGUACAUAGAGCCCAACCAGGAGACAGUGACCACCCCAGACCUGAGCAGCCUGUGCUCCCCCCUCAUCGACACAGAGAGGAACCUGGGACUCCUGCUGGGCCUCCACGCCUCUUACCUGGCCAACAGCACCCCCCUGUCACCCAUGGAGAUAGAAUGUGCCAAAUGGCUCCAGUCGUCCAUCUUCCAAGGUGGUCUGCAGACCAGUCAGAUCCACUACAACUACAACGAGGAGAAGGAUGAGGACCACUGCUGGUUGCCGGGAACACCAGAUAAGAUGUACUCCCGCUGGCUCACCCUCAGCGACCAUGCCCAGCCCUUCUUACAGGCUAUCGCUGACAACACCACUCAGGACCACACUGUGAAGGACUUCCUGUGCCAAAUGGAGAGGUGCUGUAAACAGUACCACCUCAUCACGCCCAUCACCUUCCCCCUGGAGCACCCUGUGGAGGAAGUAGGCCGACUGCUUCUCUGCUGCCUGCUCAAACACCAGGACCUCGGUCACAUCGCCCUUUCACUCGUCAACCAAUGUGCCUUGGGCGUGGAGCAGGGGAAGCAGAGGUCCCUGCCCAGAUCUGUGAUUGACGUGUGUCGCAUGGUGUACCAGGCUAAGUGCUCUUUAAUCAAGACCCACCAGGAGCAGGGUCGUAGUUAUAAGGAGGUCUGUGCUCCUGUCAUCGAGAGGCUGCGCUUCCUGUUCAACGAGCUGCGUCCUGCCGUGAGCAGCGACCUCUCCAUCGUGUCCAAGCUGAAGCUGCUCAGCGCCCAGCCGCGCUGGAAGAGGAUCACACAGAAGCUCAUCAGAGACUGCAGGAAGAAGAGAGUGCCUAAGAAGUCUGAGUCGGCAGACGUAGUAGAGGAGCCGAAACUGGAGAAUGAAGGGACCAAUGAGGAGGAGCUCUGUGUCCCCAUAAGCCCCGCCCCCACAGACAGAAAACCACCCACCAACAAGACACCCAAGCAGGAUAGGCUGGCUCCUCUCCUCAACACGGUCGCUCACGUCCAGAAGUUUAAGUGGCUGAAGCACAGUGUCCAGGGAGUCUUCUCUACCUCCAGCCUCAUGGGGACCAUCGUAGAGUUCGCUCUGAAGGAGGAGCCACUCGACGUGGAGAAGAUGAGGAAGUGUCUUCUCAAACAGUUGGAGCGCGCUGAGGUUCGGCUGGAGGGCAUUGACACCAUGCUGAAGCUGGCCUCUAAGAGCUUCUUGCUGCCCUCUGUCCAGUAUGCCAUGCUGUGUGGCUGGCAGAGGGUCAUACCUGAGGGGACCAACAUCGGGGAGCCGCUGUCUGACUGUCUGAAAGACGUUGGUCUGAUCCCUCCCUUCAACCGCAUGCUGUUAGAGGUCACCUUCGGGAAGCUCUACUCCUGGUCCAUCCAGAACCUACGCAACAUCCUGCUGGAGGCCAGCGGCAGCUUUAAUCAACUGGGUGUACAGCCCGUCCCUCUCCAGACCAUUACCAAUGAGAACCCGGCCGGCCCCAGUCUGGGCACCAUCCCUCAGGCCCGUUUCCUUCUCUCCAUGCUCCACAUGCUGUCUCUGAAACACGGGGCCAACAGCCUCGCUCUGCUGCUUAACUCUGGAACUCUGGCUCUCACACAGAGCAUCCUCCGACUCAUCGGCCCCAGUACAGACAGCAGUGAGGAGGAGCUGGGGUCGAGAGGUCACGGGGGGUCAGCUACGGUACUGGAGGAGAGUCGGAAGGAGGCGACCCUCACUCCCCUGCCCGCCUCAGGGCCUGAACUUGCUGCCAUGAUGAAGAUCGGAACCAGAGUGAUGAGAGGACUGGACUGGAAGUGGGGAGAUCAGGACGGUCCUGCGCCGGGUCUGGGCCGGGUGAUAGGGGAGCUGGGUGAGGAUGGGUGGAUUAGGGUCCAGUGGGAUACCAGCAGUACCAACUCCUACAGGAUGGGGAAGGAGGGAAAAUACGACCUGAAACUGUCAGAGCCCCCGCCUGCCUCCCAGCCUGCUACUGAAGACUCUGACACCGAGGAUGACACUGAAGGAGAGGUGCUGGAUAAGAGUGCCCACCCUACAGCCAUGCUGUUAACCAGCACAGUGAACCUGUUGAAGACCCUGUCUCUGUCUGCUGGGAUCUACUCCGAGGUGAUGCAGACAGACGCCACACGGACCCUCUGUGGUCUUCUCCGCAUGCUGGUGGAGAGUGGAGCCAAUGAUAAGACCGGUUGUCCAUCUCACCGGCUGGUGUCCAGGGAGCAGCAUCGUAGCUGGUGUACUCUGGGUUUCAUCCGCAGCGUGGCCCUCCAGCCUCAGAUGUGUUCUUCUCUCAGUACUUCGGCCUGGAUCGGUCUGCUGAUCCGCAUCGUAGAGGGACAACAGUCCUGUAAUGCUGUUACUCUGCAGAGACAGAUCCUGGCUCUGCGUCUGCUGCAGGCCGUGCUCCCCUCCUGGGACAAGAUGGAGAGAUCUCAGGACAUGAAGUUCCUGGUGGAAAAACUCUUUGGUUUCCUGGGUUGUCUACUACGCUCCUGCUCCUCUGACCUGCCCCUGCUCAGAGAGGGCUCUCUGAGACGCAGGAAGUCCCGACCCCAGGCCUCCCUGACAGCCAGUCACAGCAGUACACUGGCUGAGGAGAUAGUUGCUGUGCUGCGCACGCUGCACUCCCUGGGCCAAUGGAACGCUCUGCUCAACGACUAUAUCAACUGUCAACUCAGCUGUAUAGGAGAUGUGAUGGCCGGACGACACUCUGACACGACUCUCCUGGAGGAGUACUUUCCUGCCUCGGAGGGCCCCAGGGUGGGUAGUCUGAUGGCCGUGCUGGCUGUGAUCGGGGGCAUUGACGGGAGGCUGAGGCUGGGUGGACAGGUCAUCCAUGAGGAGUAUGGAGAGGGAACGGUCACACGCAUCACACCUAAAGGACGAAUCACAGUGCAGUUUCAUGAGAUGAGGACAUGUCGGGUCUGCCUGCUCAGCCAACUCAAACCACUGCCAGUAGUAUCGUUCAGUGUUCAGAACCUUCCCUUCUCUGACUCCAUGUUGGUUGUCUGGGCUCAACUGGUUAACCUGGCCGGCAGCAAGCUGGAGAAACAUCGCCUGAAGAAGUCUCUCAGCCGCGGACUCACAGCUGACCAGGUCGAUGUUGGCCUCUUGCGGUGCCAGCAGCUGAGACUGUACAUUCUGAAGGCAGCCAGGACCCUCCUCUCACACCAGGACAAACUACGACAGAUCCUCUCACAGGCUGCCGUGCUGGAUCUCCCACCCACCUCUGGUGAGGAGCCUACUGCUGUGUCUCCAGACGUGGGUGACCUGUCUCCUGAAGGUCCCCUGCCUCCCCUUAUCCUCCUCCAGCAGCUCCUUUCUGCAGCCACACAGCCCUCACCUAUCAAGGCCAUCUUCAACAGGCAGGAACUGGAGACUGCAGCCCUAGCAGUGUGUCAGUACCUGGCGGUGGAGUCCACCCACCCCUCCUCCCCACUGUUUGAGAGCAGUAGCUCCAGUGAGGCCACUACCCCUGUCACCGUGCAGCACGUCAAGGUCCCUAAACAGAAGAAGCAGAAGGCCUCUCCCGUUCCCCCGCUGCCCAUUGUACUACAGCUGAUGGAAAUGGGUUUCCAUAGGAACAAUAUAGAGUUUUCCCUCAAGUCUCUGUCUGGGACCGGCAGCGCCUCUGGGGUACCAGGUGUGGAGUCUUUAGUGGCCUGGUUGCUGGACCAUCCUGAUGUCCAGGUGACAGAGCUGUCUGAUGUUGACACGGUGUCUGAUGACUACUCUGAGGAGGAGCUGGAGGAGGAGCCGGAGGAGGAGCUGGAGGAGCAGGCUCCCACAGCCUUCCCAGUGCCUCCUGGUGCAGUGGUGACGGAGACUCAGACCUUUAAGAACCAAUCAGAUUUCCAGAGCAACGAUGACUAUGCUGUUUACAUCAGAGAGAACAUUCAGGUGGGCAUGAUGGUGAAGUGCUGUAGAACGUAUGAGGAAGUGUACGAGGGAGACGUUGGGAAGGUAAUUAAACUGGACAGAGAUGGACUCCAUGACCUGAAUGUCCAGUGUGACUGGCAGCAGAAAGGCGGGACCUACUGGGUCCGCUAUAUACACACUCAACUACUAGGCUUCCCACCACAGACCUCUCCAUCCCACAUUAAGAUCGGGGACAAAGUGAGGGUGAAGUCUACCGUCACGACACCGAAGUACAAGUGGGGCUCUGUCACUCACAGAAGUGUAGGAGUGGUCAAGGCUUUCAGUGCCAAUGGGAAGGAUGUGAUCCUGGACUUCACUCAGCAGUCUCACUGGACCGGGCUGCUGUCUGAGAUGGAGCUGGUACCCAGUGUUCACCCGGGAGUCCGCUGUGAUGGCUGUCAGAUGUUCCCCAUCAACGGCCCCCGGUUCAAAUGUAGACACUGUGACGACUUUGACUUCUGCGAGAGGUGCUUUAAAACACGCCAACACAACACCAGGCACUCUUUUGUACGUGUCAACGAACCAGGCCAGUCUCCAGCGUUCUGUGGGCGCUCAGGGAAGCAGGUGAAGCAUCACCACGGCAACCAGAGGGGCAUGCUGGUAGAUGAGUGGUCCAGAGCCGUGAAAAGCCUCAAUGUGUCGUCGUCUGUCAACCAGGCAUCACGCCUCAUCGACUGCAGUGAGCUCUGCUGGCAGUCCUCUGGCUCACAGGGAAAGCACUGGAUCCGUCUGGAGCUGUUACCUGAUGUCCUGGUCCACAGGCUGAAGAUGACGGUGGACCCUGCAGACAGCAGCUAUAUGCCGUCUCUGGUGGUGGUCUCAGGUGGCAGUUCCCUGAACAACCUGGUGGAGCUGAAGACUAUCAACAUCAACCCCACAGACACCACUGUUCCUCUGCUCAACGACUGCAAUGAGUACCACAGGUACAUAGAGAUAGCCAUCAAGCAGUGCCGCAGCUCUGGUAUCGACUGUAAGAUCCACGGCCUGGGUAUCGUGGGACGGAUCAGAGCAGAGGAUGAGGACCUGGCCACCGUGCCGUUCCUGGCUUCAGACAACGAGGAAGAGGAUGAUGAGAAGACGCCUACUGGGAGUUUGGCCCGUAAGAAGUUGUCAGGUCUGGAGUCGAAUGCCACCAUCCGGACCAAGGUGUUUGUCUGGGGACUCAAUGACAAAGACCAGCUGGGAGGACUGAAGGGGUCCAAGAUCAAGGUCCCGUCCUUCUCUGAAACCCUCUCAGCCCUCAACGUGGUGCAGGUGGCCGGCGGCUCCAAGAGUCUGUUUGCCGUGACGGCCGAGGGGAAGGUUUAUUCGUGUGGGGAGGCCACUAACGGGCGUCUGGGCCUGGGUCUGUCCAGCGGUACCAUCCCUAUCCCCCGCCAGAUCACUGCUCUCAGUAACUACGUAGUGAAGAAGGUUGCGGUGCAUUCUGGGGGACGCCACGCCAUGGCCCUCACCGUCGAUGGGAAGGUGUUCUCCUGGGGAGAGGGAGACGACGGGAAACUGGGACACUUCAGCAGGAUGAACUGUGACAAGCCGCGCCUCAUCGAGGCCCUGAAGACCAAGAGGAUCCGGGACAUCGCCUGUGGCUCGUCCCACAGUGCUGCCAUCACCUCCAGUGGAGAACUGUACAGCUGGGGCCUGGGGGAGUACGGACGGCUGGGACACGGAGACAACACCACGCAGCUACGACCCAAACUGGUGAAGGUGCUCCUGGGUCAUCGUGUGGUCCAGGUGGCUUGUGGGAGUAGAGAUGCUCAAACUCUAGCCCUGACAGAUGAAGGUCUCGUGUUCUCCUGGGGCGAUGGGGACUUUGGGAAGCUGGGUCGUGGGGGCAGCGAGGGCUGUAAUAUCCCUCAGAACAUUGAGAGGCUGUAUGGGCAGGGAGUCUGUCAGAUAGAGUGUGGGGCUCAGUUCUCCCUGGCUCUCACCAAGUCUGGAGUGGUCUGGACAUGGGGUAAAGGGGACUACUUCCGUCUGGGCCACGGGACAGACGUCCAUGUGCGUAAGCCUCAGAUGGUGGAGGGGCUGAGGGGGAAGAAGAUCAUCCACGUGGCUGUGGGGGCGCUGCACUGCCUGGCUGUCACCGAGACUGGACAGGUGUUUGCGUGGGGGGACAACGACCAUGGCCAGCAGGGUAACGGGACCACCACGGUGAACAGGAAGCCCACCCUGGUUCAGGGUUUAGAGGGACAGAAGAUCACCCGUGUUGCCUGUGGCUCUUCCCACAGCGUCGCCUGGACCACCGUAGAUGUCACCACCCCCUCUGUCCACGAGCCUGUCCUCUUCCAGACCGCCAGGGACUCUCUAGGGGCAUCAUACUUAGGCGUCCAGUCAGACAGUGACUCCUCGGCGGUGAACAAUAAGAUGAGUGGCCACAGUAAUGGAGUUCGACCCAACCGCCCCUCUCUGGCUAAAAUACUACUGUCUCUGGAUGGGAACCAGGCCAAGCAACAGGCCCUGUCCCAUGUCCUCUCAGCCCUACAGAUCAUGUAUGCCAGGGAUGCUGUGGUUGGUGCCCUGAUGCCAGCUUGUAUGAUGGUCCCCAUGGAGUGCCCCCCCCCUGACUCCUCCUCAGCAUCCAGCCCCUCUGAGUCAGAGGGACCCCCUGUUCCCACAGAGGUGGAGGAGAGGGUCAGCCCUAACCCCUGGCAGACAGACAAGAAUGGAGAGGUGACCUCCUCAGAGGAUGCUGUCACCCCCUCGUCAGCUGUGACCCCGUCUACUGCUGCUUCCUCUCGACCUUUCAUCCCGGUCACGGACGACCCCGGAGCCGCUAGCAUCAUCGCAGAGACCAUGACCAAAACUAAAGAGGACUCAGAGUGUCAGAAUAAGACCGGGGCUCCAGAACCUCAGUACCUGGACGAGUUCACCAGUCUGCUGGUACCUGAUGAUACCAGGGUGAUGGUGGACCUGCUGAAGCUGGCGGUGUCUGUUCGCUCUGGGGAGAAGGGCAAGGAGGUGCUGUCUGCUGUGCUGUCUGGGAUGGGGACUGCCUACCCACAGGUUGCGGACAUGCUUCUGGAGCUGUGUGUCACUGAGUUAGAAGACGUGGCCACAGACUCUCAGAGCGGCCGUCUGUCCUCUCAGCCUGUGGUGGUGGAGAGCAGUCAUCCCUAUACAGACGAUACCUCUACCAGCGGCUCCGUCAAGAUACCUGGUGCGGAGGGACUGAGGGUGGAGUUUGACCGGCAGUGUUCUGCAGAAAGACGUCAUGACCCUCUCACCAUCAUGGAUGGAGCCAAUAGGAUCAUCUCAGUCCGAUCAGGUCGUGAGUGGUCGGACUGGUCCAGUGAGUUGAGGAUCCCAGCUGAUGAGCUGAAGUGGAAGUUUACCAGCGAUGGAUCUGUCAACGGAUGGGGUUGGCGCUUCACUGUCUACCCUAUCAUGCCUGCUGCUGGGCCCAAAGACCUCCUGUCUGACCGCUGCAUCCUGUCCUGUCCCUCCAUGGACCUGGUGACCUGCCUCCUGGACUUCAGGCUCAACUUGGCCUCCAACAGGCGUAUCGUACCCCGCCUGGCUGCCUCCCUGGCUGCCUGCGCUCAGCUCAGUGCCCUGGCAGCAGGACAUCGUAUGUGGGCUCUGCAGAGGCUCCGUAAGCUGCUGACCACAGAGUACGGCCAGUCCAUCAACAUCACCAGGUUGCUUGGGGACAGUGAAGGAGAGUCUCGCUCCAUGAGUUUUACAGGCAGUGCGCUGGCCGCCCUGGUGAAGGGUCUUCCCGAGGCUCUCCAGAGGCAGUAUGAAUACGAGGACCCCAUCGUCAGGGGAGGAAAGCAGCUGCUGCACAGCCCCUUCUUCAAGGUGCUGGUGGCUCUAGCCUGCGACCUGGAGUUGGACACCCUACCCUGCUGUGCUGAGACCCAUAAGUGGGCGUGGUUCCGCCGGUACUGUACUGCAUCCAGAGUGGCUGUCGCUCUUGACAAGAGGACUCCUCAGCCACGCCCCUUCCUGGAUGAGGUGACGAAGAAGAUCCGUGAGUUGAUGGCUGACUGUGAGGUGAUGAACGUCCUCCACGAGAGCCAUGACCUGUUUAAGAGAGAGCAGGACGAGCAGCUUGUCCAAUGGAUGAACAGGAGACCUGACGACUGGACGCUGUCUGCAGGAGGCUCCGGGACCAUCUACGGCUGGGGUCACAACCACCGGGGUCAGCUAGGGGGCAUUGAGGGGGCAAAGGUCAAGGUCCCCACCCCCACAGAGGCCCUGGCGACUCUGAGACCUGUUCAGCUGAUAGGAGGGGAGCAAACCCUGUUCGCUGUCACUGCUGAUGGAAAGUUGUAUGCUACAGGGUACGGUGCGGGGGGCCGGCUGGGUAUUGGAGGAACAGAGUCUGUGUCCACCCCCACUCUGCUGGAGUCCAUCCAGCAUGUGUUCAUCAGGAAGGUGGCGGUGAACAGCGGAGGGAAACACUGUCUCGCCCUGUCCUCUGAGGGAGAGGUCUACUCUUGGGGAGAGGCUGAGGACGGAAAACUGGGACACGGCAACAGGAGCCCGUGUGACCGUCCCCGCGUGAUAGAGUCCCUACGGGGGGUGGAGGUGGUGGAUGUGGCUGCUGGAGGGGCCCACAGUGCCUGCAUCACGGCCAGCGGAGAGCUCUACACCUGGGGCAAGGGACGCUACGGACGCCUGGGGCAUGGAGACUCCGAGGACCAACUCAAACCCAAACUGGUGGAUGCUCUGCAGGGCCACAGGGUGAUAGAUGUGGCGUGUGGUAGUGGUGACGCCCAAACUCUUUGUCUAACUGACGAUGACAUGGUCUGGUCCUGGGGCGAUGGAGACUAUGGCAAGCUUGGGCGUGGCGGCAGCGACGGUUGCAAGGUCCCCAUGAAGAUUGAUUCUCUGACUGGACUGGGAGUGGUGAAGGUUGACUGUGGCUCCCAGUUCUCUGUCUCUCUCACCAAGUCUGGAGCAGUUUACACCUGGGGUAAAGGUGACUACCACCGGCUGGGUCACGGUUCUGAUGACCAUGUACGGCGACCCAGACAGGUCCAGGGCCUGCAGGGGAAGAAGGUCAUUGCCAUAGCAACGGGGUCACUCCACUGUGUCUGCUGCACUGAGGAUGGAGAAGUGUACACGUGGGGUGAUAAUGACGAGGGCCAGCUGGGAGACGGGACCACGAACGCCAUCCAGAGGCCUCGUCUUGUCGCUGCGUUGCAGGGGAAGAAGAUCAACAGGGUGGCCUGUGGCUCUGCCCACACACUGGCCUGGUCCACCUCCAAACCUUCCAAUGGAGGGAAACUUCCUGGUCAGGUGCCCAUGGAAUACAACCACCUCCAGGAGAUUCCCAUCAUGUCUCUGAGGAACAGACUGCUACUGCUGCACCACAUAUCGGAGCUCUUCUGUCCCUGUAUCCCCAUGUUUGAUCUGGAGGGCCGGCUGGGGCAGACCGCACACGGACCUGCCCUAGGGUUUAACACUCUACGGGGCAUACUCAUCUCACAGGGCAAGGAAGCAGCGUUCCGGAAGGUCGUCCAGGCCACCAUGGUGAGAGACAGACAGCAUGGACCUGUGGUGGAACUCAACAGGAUACAGGUCAAGCGGUCCCGUAGUAAAGGAGGUUUGGCAGGUCCAGACGGGACCAAGUCAGUGUUUGGUCAGAUGUGUGCCAAAAUGAGCUCCUUCAGCCCAGACAGCCUGCUGCUGCCUCACCGCGUCUGGAAGGUCAAGUUUGUGGGUGAGUCUGUGGAUGACUGUGGUGGGGGCUACAGUGAGUCCAUAGCAGAGAUGUGUGAGGAGCUCCAGAACGGUCUGACCCCUCUCCUCAUCGUGACCCCUAAUGGACGAGACGAGUCGGGAGCGAACAGAGACUGUUUCCUGCUCAACCCUGCAGCCAAGUCAGCUCUGCAUAUGAACAUGUUCAGAUUCUUAGGAGUGCUCCUGGGCAUAGCCAUCCGUACCGGAUCCCCUCUCAGUCUCAACCUGGCUGAACCUGUCUGGAAACAGCUGGCUGGGAUGAACCUCACCAUCGCAGACCUGAGUGAGGUGGAUAAAGACUUUAUACCUGGCCUGAUGUACAUCAGAGACAACGAGGCCUCGGCUGAAGAGUUUGAGGGCAUGACUCUCCCCUUCACAGUGCCGAACGCCAGCGGACAGGACAUCCAGCUCAGCUCUAAAUACUCCCACAUCACCCUGGAGAACAGGGCCGAGUAUGUCCGCCUCGCCAUCAACUACAGGCUCCAUGAGUUUGAUGAGCAGGUGUCAGCUGUGAGGGAAGGGAUGGCUCGGGUCGUACCUGUCCCUCUGCUCUCCCUCUUCACAGGAUAUGAGCUAGAGACAAUGGUGUGCGGCAGUCCAGACAUCCCCCUCCACCUGUUGAAGUCAGUAGCCACCUAUAAAGGUGUUGAGCCAACCUCUCCUCUCAUCCACUGGUUCUGGGAGGUCAUGGAGUCCUUCUCCAACACAGAGAGAUCUCUGUUCCUGCGCUUCGUCUGGGGACGGACACGCCUCCCACGCACCAUCGCUGACUUCAGAGGACGAGACUUCGUUGUCCAGGUGCUGGAUAAAUACAACCCUCCGGACCACUUCCUACCAGAGUCCUACACCUGUUUCUUUCUCCUCAAGCUGCCCAGGUAUUCCUGUAAGCAGGUGCUGGAGGAGAAGCUGAAAUAUGCCAUCCACUUCUGUAAGAGUAUUGAUACAGACGACUACGCUCGAAUCGCUCUGACCGGAGAACCCGCCGCGGACAACAGCUCUGAAGACUCGGACAAUGAGGACGCAGACUCCUUCGCCUCCGACUCCACGCAGGACUACCUGACAGGCCACUGACCUCUGACCCCUGAUCCAGCUUCUCUGACUCCACGCAGGACUACCUGACAGGCCACUGACCCCUAACCUCUAACUCCUAAACAGCUUCUCCGACUCCACGCAGGACUACCUGACAGGCCACUGACCCCUGACCUCUAACCCCUGAUCCAGCUUCUCUGACUCCACUCUGGACUACCUAACAGGCCACUGACCCUUAAAACUCCUGACCUAUGACCCCUGACUCCAGGAGCCUAAGGGUGAGCAGGAAGGGCCCAUAUUAAAAGCUCAGCUGUAAAGACUAAACUGAAAGUUGUGUCUGUGUUAGUUAAUCACUUAUGAAUACAUCAUUACAUACCUGCAUUCUACUAAAAAUAUAUAAUGUUCAAUGUGCUUUAAGAGAAGAAGAGACAGACAGUGGAAUCCCAAAUGGCACCCUAAUCCCUAUCUAGCAGCUCCCGGGUCCAGUACACUACAUAGGGAAUAGGUUACCAUUUGGGAGACACAGGAAGUGAGAGUUGAGAUGCUGCACAUGUAAAUGUUGUUGUGUAUCUGAAGUGGUGUACGUUACAGCUGUAGGUGUUACGGAGAACAGGGUGUUUCAUCUAUAGAACAGCCCCCAUUCAAAUCAAUGAUGGUGUAAUGGCUGGGCUGACUGGCGGUCCUGUCUAUAGAUUCUAUAUCUACGGUCCCAGCACUGUGCUACAACUGUGACUACUUACAGAACCUGUCUGUCCCUAGUUUGUUGUACAGUAAAACCAUGUGACAAAAUGAGUAGUAUUAUUUAGUUAUUGCUUUGGGUAACAGUAGUGUUUCUUUAUAAGAACAUUUUUAACAAAACAAUUGUUUUACAAUUGACGUUGUGUCAAUCAGAAGAGAAGAGAGCCAAGUGAAGGGUGACUUUUUAAAGUGCGUUCCAAAUGGCACAACAUUCACUAAAUAGUGCACUACUAUACCAUAGGGCACUGAUCAAAUGUAGUGCACUACUAUACCAUAGGGCACUGGUCAAAUGUAGUGCACUACUAUACCAUAGGGCACUGGUCAAAUGUAGUGCACUACUAUACCAUAGGGCACUGGUCAAAUGUAGUGCACUACUAUACCAUAGGGCACUGGUCAAAUGUAGUGCACUACUAUACCAUAGGGCACUGGUCAAAUGUAGUGCACUACUAUACCAUAGGGCACUGGUCAAAUGUAGUGCACUACUAUACCAUAGGGCACUGGUCAAAUGUAGUGCACUACUAUACCAUAGGGCACUGGUCAAAUGUAGUGCACUACUAUACCAUAGGGCACUGGUCAAAUGUAGUGCACUACUAUACCAUAGGGCACUGGUCAAAUGUAGUGCACUACUAUACCAUAGGGCACUGGUCAAAUGUAGUGCACUACUAUACCAUAGGGCUGCCAUUUUACGCAUCUUUGACGGUGUCCUGACUCCCUACCCCUCCUGACGGUGUCCUGACUCCCUACCCCUCCGGGUCUCCCUACCCCCCCUGACGGUGUCCUGUCUCCCUACCCCUCCUGACGGUGUCCUGUCUCCCUACCCCUCCUGACGGUGUCCUGACUCCCUACCCCUCCUGACGUUGUCCUGUCUCCCUACCCCUCCUGACGGUGUCCUGACUCCCUACCCCUCCUGACGGUGUCCUGACUCCCUACUUCUCCGGGUCUCCCUACCCCUCCUGACGGUGUCCUGUCUCCCUACCCCUCCUGACGGUGUCCUGUCUCCCUACCCCUCCUGACGGUGUCCUGUCUCCCUACCCCUCCUGACGGUGUCCUGACUCCCCUACCUCCCCUGACGGUGUCCUGACUCCCCUACCCCUCCGGGUCUCCCUACCCCUCCUGACGGUGUCCUGACUCCCUACCCCUCCGGGUCUCCCUACCCCUCCUGACGGUGUCCUGACUCCCUACCCCUCCGGGUCUCCCUACCCCUCCUGACGGUGUCCUGACUCCCUACCCCUCCGGGUCUCCCUACCCCUCCUGACGGUGUCCUGUCUCCCUACCCCUCCUGACGGUGUCCUGUCUCCCUACCCCUCCUGACGGUGUCCUGACUCCCUA